UCUUGUUUUUUUCCACAAAGAACAAAACAAGCCCCCCUCGCUCCCCCUCCCCUCCUCGAUCCUGAUCCCUCCUCACGUAAUGUGUUGCUCAUAUCAUCAAACUUCAAGUCCACGUCCGUGACCAGGAUUCAAACCAGACCUAUAUAGAUCCGGAGACAAUCAACACUUUCACACACAAAAAAAAGAAAAGAAAAAAAAAAAAGAAAAAGUCACACUUCCAUUCAGAGUCAAACCUGCAGACUUGGCUGCAGACGAGUCCGCUCCACAGACAUGCAGCACCGGUGGAGGUAGUGGGGACUUGUGCAGUGACUCAUUCGUGCGCAAUGACAAUAAACAGACAAGGCUCGCUUUAAAUGUCAGCAAAUCAAACACACUCCAACAAAAGCAAGGUCACCUUGUGUGGGCUCUGGCUCUGGUCUGACGCUCAGGUCUGUUUCCUCUUCUCCUUCUUCUUCUCGGACUGCUCCAAAGAGCGCAGCAGCCUCUGCUUCUGGACUUAAUUUGGUGGUAAAUUCACUUUUUUUUGGGAGGACUGCACCUGUUUCACCUGGACCCACAUCAUCACGUGAGCCUUACUUUUCAUCUCGGAUGGUAUAAAGAGAUAUUUUGGGGGCUUAAAGAAAAAAAAAAGUGACCAGGCUUUUUAAGGUGAGGACUUUGGCACAGGGUCGGGAGUGAUGGCGGCGUCUGCACCCUCCUCCUCCUCCACUGGCGGCGAACCGGAGCCCAACUCGACAAAUUUACGACCACCGGGCUCAAGCUACGAUGCUUGGUGUGGAGUUGCUCAUGGAUGUACUAGAAAAUUGGGAAUGAAGAUAUGUGGGUUUUUGCAGAAGAACAACAGUCUGGAGGAGAGGAGCAGGAUUGUGAGUUCCUUCAAGGAGCGCGCAGCCAAGAACCUGCUGUCCUGCGACAACACCGGAGGAGACGCGCAUUUCAGACGCACCGAGACCGACUUCUCCAACCUGUACGCCAGAGAUCUGUUGCCCGCUAAAAAUGGAGAGGAGCCGACCAUGCAGUUCUUGCUGGAGGUUGUUGAAAUCCUCACCAACUAUGUCCGGAAGACCUUUGACAGAUCCACCAAGGUCCUGGACUUCCACCACCCCCACCAGCUGCUGGAGGGCAUGGAGGGCUUCAACCUGGAGCUCUCCGACCAGCCCGAGUCUCUGGAGCAGAUCCUGGUGGACUGCAGGGACACCCUGAAGUACGGAGUGAGAACAGGUCACCCCAGGUUCUUUAACCAGCUGUCCACUGGAUUAGACAUCGUGGGCUUGGCAGGAGAGUGGCUUACCUCUACAGCCAACACUAACAUGUUUACCUAUGAGAUCGCUCCAGUCUUUGUGCUCAUGGAGAAGCUGACACUGAAAAAGAUGAGAGAGAUGGUCGGCUGGCCUGAAGGAGAGGGCGAUGGGAUAUUUUCUCCAGGAGGAGCAAUCUCCAACAUGUACAGUGUGAUGAUUGCCAGAUACAAGUUCUUCCCUGAAGUCAAGACCAAAGGCAUGGCAGCUGCACCCAGACUGGUCCUCUUCACCUCAGAGCAUAGCCACUAUUCCAUCAAGAAAGCCAGCGCAGCUCUGGGCUUCGGGACGGAGAACCUGAUCCUUUUGAGCACAGAUAAGAGGGGAAGAGUCAUUCCUGCUGAUUUGGAAGCCAAAGUAAUAGAGGCCAAGCAAAAGGGGUACGUGCCGAUGUUUGUGAAUGCCACCGCCGGCACCACCGUCUACGGAGCCUUUGAUCCCAUCAAUGAGAUUGCAGACAUCUGUGUAAAGUACAACAUGUGGCUCCAUGUGGACGGUGCAUGGGGAGGAGGCUUGCUGAUGUCCAGGAAACACAGACACAAGCUGAAUGGAGUAGAAAGAGCCAACUCAGUGACCUGGAACCCUCAUAAAAUGAUGGGAGUGCCGCUGCAGUGCUCUGCCGUUCUGGUCCGAGAGAGGGGGUUAUUACAAGGCUGCAACUCCAUGUGUGCCGGCUACCUCUUCCAGCCAGAUAAACAGUACGAUGUGACAUACGACACCGGGGACAAAGCCAUCCAGUGUGGACGCCAUGUCGAUAUCUUCAAGUUCUGGCUCAUGUGGAAGGCAAAGGGAACAGUGGGAUUUGAACAGCAUAUCGACAAGUGCCUCGAUCUGUCAGCGUACCUCUACAAUAAAAUAAAAGACAGAGAGGGCUUCGAGAUGGUGUUCGACGGAGAGCCGCAGCACACUAAUGUGUGUUUCUGGUACAUUCCACCGAGCCUGCGGAUCCUUCCUGAUGGCGAUGAGCGACGGGAAAGGUUGCACAAGGUGGCCCCCAAGAUCAAAGCAAUGAUGAUGGAGUCUGGGACUACGAUGGUGGGUUACCAGCCUCAAGGAAACAAGGUCAACUUCUUCCGCAUGGUCAUCUCAAACCCCGCUGCCACCAGGUCGGACAUCGACUUCCUGAUCGAGGAGAUUGAGCGACUGGGGAACGACUUGUAAGAGCCACACCUGAACCUUCCUUUUUACCCCAAACCCAGAGCCUCGAGCUCGGCUUCAUGUCCCUUUUAUCUCAUAAAGACAUUGACAAAUUGUUGCUUACAGAUCUUCUCUGGCAAUGCACAAGAAAUACUUCGCCCUGUGUGUCUCUCUUCUGUCUCUUCUGUCUUUAGCAGCGAUGACAUGUCUCCAAAACAUUUGCGCACACUGUUAUCUGAGUAAAAAGGACACAAGUCAAAACUGUUGAGAGAAUCAUCAAAGCAAACAGAUAAUCUUGCUAAACCUUAACUGAAAAUUAACCUGUAUAUGAUAAUGUUGAUCUAAGGAGAAUAACACACGGGUUAAUUUUCAUAUAAAUAUAUGAAAUAGCAGGAAUAUCUGAGUGAAUGCUUCUUUCUAUAGCAGCUAAAAUCAUUUUACUGUUGUACUAUAUAUAUAAAGGUCAGUAAUAAAAACAGAAUAAAAUCAAAAUAUUUUUUCACAAGUAACAGAGCACAAUGUGGGGAACAUUAUAGCAUUGACACAAACAGUAUUAAUGUAAUAUCUAUCUAUAUAUAUAUAUUGGGGAUGGCUCAAUACCACUUUUUCAUGUCCGAUACCACAAACCAAGCCAUUACUGAUGUCUUUAUUCCUUCCUAAGCUGUUCAUAAUAAAUCUGUUUAGCUUCUUUGUAUAUGACGUCAAACAUCAGCACGCUUCCCAGACAGAGGGCAGCUUCUGUGGCAACAACCACCAACACUGCAUUUUGAUUUGCACUGUUUAUGGCUGUUCCAAUUGAUCAAAUCUAAAAAACAAAACAAAAAACUUCUAAUUUUGAGUCCCAAAGAUAGUAGUACAAGUUAAUUAAAAAAAUCUAACAUCGAAACAAUGUGUGGAUCAAAAACCUCCGUUUUAAGUCUUAAGUCAACUAACAUCAAAUGUAAAUGUUAACAUUAAAGCGUUGCAUUGAGUCUGUAUUGCCAUAAUAAUGAACGUUAACUCAACGCUCAAUACUACUUUGGUUCAGACGUCAUUAACCCAAAUGCACAUAAAAGUUAUAGUCCUUAAGACUUUUAUACACUUUCUUCUGGCCAGCAGUGUAGUUGGAGGUCCUGAGGUAAAAUUGUCUGGGAAAAAAAUCCCUUUUCUUCAAUUUGUAGGACUCACAUCCAAUAAGAGUUUCAAUUUCUUGACCUGAGUGCAGGUUCAUCCAACCCUUCCCUGUAGUCUCUUUAAUCUAUUUUCAAUUCACACCGUACGUGGAUUCAUCACUGCCUGCCCACAGUUUGCAUUUUGCGUGUCAUAAUAGUCACAUUAAUGCAAAUAAGCUAUUGAUGCAGACAACACAAACAUCUAUCUUCAACUAUGAAAUACAUAUUCUACUCCCCUAAAGGAAGAAAUACAAAGCACACAACCUGACUAUUAUGCAAUACUGCUGCUUCCUUUUACUAAAUUUCUAACUUUUAGCUGCAUUUUUGAUUGGUCAGCACCAUUCAAACAUUCAAAAAUAAAUGUGUGCAAAAGUCUUAGUACAAAGGAAUUAUAAUUCCAGUGUAAAAUACUGGAUAUAAAUCAAAACUCAAUUUAGCCAAUACCUCAUUGAGAAAGCACAAAAAAAGUCCAAAAUAAAAGUUGAUAGUUUAAGCUAAUGGAUUGUCAAAUUAUACUUUUUAGCCCAUCCAGUGGAUUGGAUUGGUGCAUCUCAUAUAUAUAUACAUGUAUACAUGGACAGUAUGAUUUACUGACUGUUGGUGCUCCAUGUGUAAUAAUCAAGCCAGAUGCACCGCCACAUUGUACCCUAGCUGUUAUUUCCCUUUGAUAUUCCAUACGUGGAAAUAUAUAACACAGUCAUUGUACUUGAUCGCUGUGUUUUUAGAGACUUUUGUGUAGAUUGUGUAUAGUAUUGUUACAUUGCCUUUGUGCCAAAUGUGUCCUAGUUUUACAGUGAGAAAAUCCUAUAUGUAAAUGGAGCCAUACAGUGUAGUAUGUAAUAGAUAAAAUCACUUUAUUUAUAUCCAGAGGUUCUAAUUGUGAAUAGGUUAUCUGCUGUUCUGUUCCAUUUGUAUUGUAUCCUCCUUCCUGUUUGGAAACUCUGCUGUAUAAUAUCACAAUGUUUUAAAUAACACUGACUUCUUUUAGAGUAUUUGUGAACCAAAGAAGGGUUGAGUUACAUUUAUGAACAUGCCCUUAUUCUCCCUUAUGGAUGGAUUCAGAUGUUUAUAUAAGAAUAAUUAACUAACCGCCCUUAACUUUAGUGCAAUCUAUGUUGUGUAACUGUGCAAUGUCAUUGUGAUUCACUGACUGAAUGUGGCUCUAUGUGGGAGGCAUGACUGGCGGUGCGGCUGCUACUGCCGAUGCUUUGUUCACGAUAAAAAGCACAAUGCUGAACUGUGAUAAUGGGGCAGCUUUUAUUCUACAGACAUGCGACUGUCUGUAUUAUAGCCUAAUGUGUUAAGUGGAGUAAAACUAUAAUAUGCAAAAUGUUUGUCUUAACAUGCUCAGUAUAGGCACAAUGUUAUGUUGAGAAACUGGGAUUAUUUAUCAUGAACAAGUUUGCUUGAACAAUGAAACGCACAGUGUUUGCUACUGUAAUAAUAAUUUAUUGAACAAUUGUACAUUCCUGAAUUAGUGGGAUGAAAUAUCCCUUCUUAAAUUCUAUGUAGGCACUUUAACUUCAUGCCAUCAUUUGCAGAGUAUUAUUGUCGUAUCCACAGCACUAAUAAAGACAUGAGCUGUUGAACAUC
Messenger RNA from Centropristis striata (black sea bass), 5179 nucleotides. RefSeq names its product glutamate decarboxylase 1. The record is from RefSeq and is a predicted model, not a curated record. Gene Ontology annotation, cellular component: presynaptic active zone; cytoplasm. Lineage: Eukaryota; Metazoa; Chordata; Actinopteri; Perciformes; Serranidae. Gene Ontology annotation, biological process: GABA biosynthetic process. Bases 678 to 2459 code for a protein of 593 amino acids. The transcript is spliced from 17 exons. Gene Ontology annotation, molecular function: glutamate decarboxylase activity; pyridoxal phosphate binding.